This is a messenger RNA of Camelina sativa (false flax), 1871 nucleotides long. Its product is annotated as floral homeotic protein APETALA 1. Gene Ontology annotation, biological process: positive regulation of transcription by RNA polymerase II. Lineage: Eukaryota; Viridiplantae; Streptophyta; Magnoliopsida; Brassicales; Brassicaceae. The record is from RefSeq and is a predicted model, not a curated record. Gene Ontology annotation, molecular function: protein dimerization activity; RNA polymerase II transcription regulatory region sequence-specific DNA binding; DNA-binding transcription factor activity. Gene Ontology annotation, cellular component: nucleus.
ACCACUCUUACCCAAAUCUCUCCAUAAAUAAAGAUCCCGAGGCUCAAACACAAGUCUUCUUAUAAAGGAAAGAAAGAAAAACUUUCCUAAUUGGAUCAUACCAAAGUCUGAGGUCUUCUAUUAUCUCUCUCUUGUAGUUUCUUCUUGGGGAGUGUUUGUUUUGUUUGGUUCUUUUAGAGUAAGAAGUUCCUUAAAAAAGGAUCAAAUAUGGGAAGGGGUAGGGUUCAAUUGAAGAGGAUAGAGAACAAGAUCAAUAGACAAGUGACAUUCUCGAAAAGAAGAGCUGGUCUUUUGAAGAAAGCUCAUGAGAUCUCUGUUCUCUGUGAUGCUGAAGUUGCCCUUGUUGUCUUCUCCCAUAAGGGGAAACUCUUCGAAUACUCCACUGAUUCUUGUAUGGAGAAGAUACUUGAACGAUAUGAGAGGUACUCUUACGCCGAGAGACAGCUUAUUGCACCUGAGUCCGACGUCAAUACGAACUGGUCGAUGGAGUAUAAUAGGCUUAAGGCUAAGAUUGAGCUUUUGGAGAGAAACCAGAGGCACUAUCUUGGUGAAGACUUGCAAGCAAUGAGCCCUAAGGAGCUCCAGAAUCUGGAGCAGCAGCUUGACACUGCUCUUAAGCACAUCCGUUCUAGAAAAAACCAACUUAUGUACGAGUCCAUCAAUGAGCUCCAAAGAAAGGAGAAGGCCAUACAGGAACAAAACAGCAUGCUUUCCAAACAGAUCAAGGAGAGGGAAAAGAUUCUUAGGGCUCAACAAGAGCAGUGGGAUCAGCAGAAUCAUGGCCACAAUAUGCCUCCCCCUCCACCACCGCAGCAGCACCAAAUCCAGCAUCCUUACAUGCUUUCUCAUCAGCCAUCUCCUUUUCUCAACAUGGGUGGUCUGUAUCAAGAAGAAGAUCCAAUGGCAAUGAGGAGGAACGAUCUCGAUCUGACUCUUGAACCCGUUUACAACUGCAACCUUGGCUGCUUCGCAGCAUGAAGCAUUUCCAUAAAUAUAAUUUUUAUAAUCGUCAACAAUAAAAACAAUUAGCCACAUACAUAUAAAUUAGUGGCUAGGUUCUUUUCAUCCAACUAAUUAAGAUAUUCUGGCAAGUCCCAUUUUCUUAUAUCAUCAUCAUAUAUAUAUAAAUUAGCUAGCUCCUUUUUCUUUGUAAUUUUCUUAAGUUUUUUUUUUUGCUUCAAUAUGAGGCAAAAUUGUAAUAUAUUUGAAGGUCGGAGAGAAUGAACGAGAACUUAAUUGAUCGGACCUUUUCUAUUUAUGAAUUUUUGUUGCAUUAAAUUAGAAGUGGCAACAAGUGCUCGUUAUUACAACAAGCCUACUUUAGUGUUUGGGUCCUAUAAACCCAAACCAAAGUCGAAUCCAUUAAUGUUUAACUAGUUGUGGACUAACCGAAAGCUGCGAUUUAGUCUGGAAGGAAAAAUAAACCAAUAAAGCAAUAACUGUGAUUAGUUUGUAAAUUUUAUCUACACAAAUAUAGCCAUUUUAGAUGUAGUGAACGUACGCUCUGCCAUCUCCCCCAUCCCCACUCACCAUAAAUAUUAUACAUGGAGACAUGUACCGCAUUCUGUGUGACUGGUAACAUAUAUGUAGUAUCAAACUAUCAAUGAUUUAAGCUGAGUUAUGAGUCUAAUUCAUAUAUAACUCAUAAAUGUUAUCAAUGAUUUAUUUUGGUUUUCUAAGCAUGAAAUUUUAGCUCAGUUGUAUUUUACAUCUUGAUUUUCACUUUUGAGUGAAAAAUACAACUCUUGAGUAACUCAAAAUGUUUUUACUCUUGAGUAGCUCACGAGCUCUGUUAUUACUCAAAAUGUUUUUAGUAGCUCUUGAGUAACAUGCAAACCAACAAACAUGCAACUGCUCGAUGAUAGCAUCUG